Messenger RNA from Lutzomyia longipalpis, 7610 nucleotides. RefSeq names its product forkhead box protein O (gene foxo). Gene Ontology annotation, biological process: regulation of transcription by RNA polymerase II. Bases 2725 to 4404 code for a protein of 559 amino acids. Gene Ontology annotation, molecular function: DNA-binding transcription factor activity, RNA polymerase II-specific; RNA polymerase II cis-regulatory region sequence-specific DNA binding. Gene Ontology annotation, cellular component: nucleus. The record is from RefSeq and is a predicted model, not a curated record. Lineage: Eukaryota; Metazoa; Arthropoda; Insecta; Diptera; Psychodidae. The transcript has 11 exons.
UGAUAUCACUGCUCUCUGGUGAAUAUCUUAUCGCUUGGUGCCUCUUAUCGGCGCAAUAAUCGCAUUUCACCGAUCGCGACUCCGUCUGUGUGGGCGAUUUGUGUGAACCUUGACCACCUCGGUAGCAUUUCCCAUCAUUUUCACCCAAACAAUCUCCACACCGCGCUGUUUAAAUGCGUAUCUUGCUUUCGUGAUAACAAUUCCCCGUAAAAGAGUGCAAAGGUGUUGGCUUUAGCUGUGUGUUGGAAUCUUUCAUUAUAAGAAGCCUAAUAAGGUCUUGGCUCAAGUUUAGAGAUUCUUAAAAGUCUUAUAAAAAAUUCUUAAUGAAGAAGUUUGAAUUAUUAAUUUAAAAUUUAACUGAUCUUAACGAAAUUCAAAUAUUCUUUGAGGUUUCUACUCGUAAAGAAAAUCCAGUUUAAGGUGAAAGGUUUAAGCUUCUUAGUUUUUUUUUUAAUAAUUUACUUAAUUUAGAAUAAAAUACAUCCUAAUUUUUGUGAAGAUCUGCGAGCUCUUUAGCAAUUUUGUAAGUUCAUUGAAUGUUCCUUUAAUUUUUGAUUUUUUAUAGUAAGAAGAGUUUCCGAUUAUAUACCGCCAAACAUUAUUUUUAUAAGAAAACCCGAAAAAAUCUUUACCAGAAUUUAAAUAUUUAUUUAAACUGGGUUUCAGGUCAAAGGUCCAAACGAUUUUUAUUAGGUAGUUCUUUUCUCAAUCUCUGUUCUUCAAUUUCCUUUAAUAUAAGACCUAACUAACGUUUUUAUUAAAAUACUCCUUAACUGCAUUUUAUUGCAAAGACUUAAAAAUCUUAUGAGAAUCAUACUACGUAUGUAUUUUAAUUCCAGUUUUAAUUAUUACUAUACUUAAUAUUUUUUUCACUAAAAAUAUUACGAAUUAAAUGAGCUUUAAGAGUGAAAUAAAAUAAAAUAUACACCUGGAAUAAAUAAAAAAAAAUCUUCUGCUUAUAAGUAUCUACGUACGAACUUCUUAUCAGAAUGUUUCUUAAGCAGUUGGCAAACUUUUUAGUUAAUUUCUCUUAUUCUUUUAAUAAUUAGCUUUUAAAGUAAAACAAAAGAAAAUACAUCUGGAUUCUGGAAUGUAAUUUAAAAAAAAUCAAUAACUAAAUUAUUUACGUACCUACAAACUUUUUAUUCGAAAGUCUCCAUGUAAGUUGUCUUACUUUUUUAUCUAGUUUUUUUUUUUCAAUUUUAUAAUUAGCUUCGCCAUCUGAUAAAGACGUCUUAUAAAAUAAAAUUUUCUCCCGUAAGGUGACAAUUUUUCAUAAGGUACAUUAACGUAUUUUACGGGUCAUUAAAAAAUUAAUGGACUGAUUUAGGAAGUAUAGCAAUGAUAUCACUGGUAAUUACAAAAAGUUCGCAUUAAAUAAGUAAAACCUACGUUGAAGACUCAUUAAGUGAUUUUCUUUUAGUUUCACGGACAAGAAAAGUUAAUCAUAUAAAUAAUUGUUGCGUUAAUGUUAACGUCAGUGAAAAGAACAAAUAGAAAGAAUUGAAUUUAAUGAUUUUGGUCUUAUUCUUAAACAUUAUUGGAACGUUUUGACCUACAUAAUUUGCUAAAUAAUUAAAAGUAUGUAUAAUACAAAGCUCGUUAAGAACUUUUUUUUUAAUAAGAAGUCUACGGAAUUAAAAAUUUUUUUUAAAGGUUUUAAAGUCUUUUACGAUCUUAGAUAAAUUCUUAAAUUUUUAAAUAUUCUGUAUAUUUUUUAACCGGAUGGAGAAAAUUAUGAUUUUUUCUUUAGGUUUUAAAAUUAAUUAAUUUUUUUCUUUCAUAAUUUAAAAUUAACGUUAGAUCCCAAGAUUUUUUAUUUAUUAUUCUAUUUUUGGAUUUUAGGAAUAAGAUGUAAAUAAGAUUUUAAUUUGGGGGCUUCAAAAAUAAUAAAGAUCAGCAGUCUUACAUGCUAAUACUUUAAGGGAAUGAAAACGGGUUAAGGGGACUUUUCCUAAACUGAUUCUUUUCUCAUUUUUUGCAUAUCGAAAUAACUAAUUUUAAGCUUAAAAUCUACUAUUUAGCUACUAGUUAAAUAUGUUUUAAAUUAUUUAGAAAAUUAAUAAUUUCAAAAGCAAACAAAUUAAAGUUUAAUUUUCAACACAAAGCCAUUCGGAAGAUCAACCAAACAUGACUAAAAACCUUAAACUUUACAUUCACAGAGUUCAAUAAUAAAUAUCUCUAAAACUAUUAAUUUGAAGUUUUCAAGAGACUUUUGCACUCUAAAGAAACAAAAAAUCCAACUCCAUAUAGAGCUAAAGCACGAGCCGAGCAACAAAAAGGCGUAUGCAGGAAUUAUACGGAGACAAAUCCCAGUUCAUUGUGAAUAAAUUAAGGUUAAAAACUAGACCGUCAUUUAGUUCUUAGAGAGAUUUCCUAGUAGUGGUGUGUUUUAGUGAGCAAAAAAAAGCUCAAGUGUGUUCGUAAGCACAAAACGACUUGUCGUAAAGGAAGGUGGUGAUUGUGAAGUAGCAGAAGUAAGAAAAAAAAAGAAACAUUUUAAGAGUUCUGACGACGAUUAUAAAAUAAUAAAAGUGGUCCACAGAAUAUUAGAGUCUUUCACUUGUGGCAAGUUUGCGCGAUAAGACAAGAAACUGAGAUUAGUGGGAGAUUAAUCCAGUUGAUUUACGAGAGAUAAAUUCUGUGCGCGAAGUUUUGUUUGGAGAAGUCAGUGAAAUUUUGUAGUUGUUGUUGUCUGUCACUUGUGAAGCCAAAGUGAGUUGGAUGGAUUCAUUCGGAGGUAUUUGGCCAUCGCCACCGCGAGGCCUCGACGGUGUCUCCAACGAUGGCUUACCUAUGGAGACCCUCACUGAGCUUCAGGAUGGCAAUUUUGAGCCACAGACCAGGGCCAGAUCCAAUACAUGGCCCCUACCACGACCCGAUAACAUCGUUGAACCCAGCGAUGAUGCUGAGAGCAAUAAAUGCAGCAAUCAGCAACUAUCUGCAGCAGCUGGUCAACAAAUCACAUCCCCGAAUGUGGCAUCGUCGAAGAAAAAUUCAUCGCGACGAAAUGCUUGGGGAAACCUCUCGUACGCCGACCUAAUUACCCAGGCCAUCAGUUCGGCGUCCGAUAAUCGGCUCACACUGAGCCAGAUCUACGAGUGGAUGGUGCAGAAUGUUCCGUACUUUAAGGACAAGGGCGACUCAAACAGCAGUGCAGGAUGGAAGAAUUCAAUUCGGCACAACUUGUCACUCCACAAUCGAUUUAUGCGUGUCCAGAACGAAGGCACCGGUAAAUCAUCGUGGUGGAUGCUGAAUCCGGACGCAAAACCGGGGAAGUCGGUGCGACGGCGGGCCGCCUCUAUGGAGACAUCCAAGUUCGAGAAGCGCCGAGGGAGGGCGAAGAAGAGGGUGGAAGCUUUAAGGAAUGCACAAGCUCUAGGGGUUGCGGCAGUGCUCAAUGAUGCCACACCGUCGCCAAGUAGUAGUGUCAGUGAGGGUUUGGAUCUCUUUCCCGAUAGUCCCCUGCAUAGCGGAGGUUUCCAAUUGUCUCCUGAUUUCCGGCAACGUGCCUCAUCGAAUGCAAGCUCGUGCGGGCGGUUGAGUCCAAUCCCGGCUGUGCUGGGUAUUGAGCCGGAUUGGGGAUACCCACAGGAUGACUUUGUCCCAACCACAACAGCCAGCACAACUGCUGCUACCACAACGGCUCAGGGCUCGGCGCAGCUGGAUCAGUUGGCUGGUUCUCUGGCCGAUGAUCUCACGCUGCAGUCAGAAUUUAUGCAAGGGUUCAAUACAGCGACCACGCAGCUCCACAAUCAACCUCCACCACCGUACCAGGCUACCCAGUCCUAUGCCCUGCACGCUACAGUCGCUCAAACGUAUGCAAUGCACCAGAAUCAGUGUCCCAUUCACAGGAUGCAGCCAUGUUCGUGUAUGCACCAUAACAAUACGAGAGAGAGCAUGUCACCAGCUUCGGGAACGGGGAUGUCACCUUCGUAUCCACACAGUGAACCCUCACCAGAUCCAAUGGGCAGCUACAACUCUGUAAUUAUUGGAUCGAGAUUAGCACCUAGGCCAUCAUCGAGUAGUCCACCACUUACACCUCAGACAGUUCCCAUCAACAACGGUGAUGCUCCAUCGACGCUCAUGGGUCAAUUUAUGGAGGCGCUCAACAAUCAGGCCAUCAUUGAUGAUUUAGGACUAAAUAUAGAUAGUUUUCACGGAGGUCUGCCAAAUGUUGACGAAGUUAUCAAGCAUGAGCUUAGCAUGGACGGCUCACUGGACUUCAACUUCCCCAUUUCACACCACAAUAUGACCACGUCGCACUCAUCGAGCGUCUCGACGGUCACGGAUAGUAGCAUCGUCAACACACUGUCCGGCCCAUCGCCGCAGACGGCAGCAGCACACGCCCCCGUUCAAUAUUCCACGAGGACGAGCGUGACCCCGCCGUCGUGGGUGCACUAGGCCGAGGCGAAUCACCAUUGCCCAUGGGGCACCAGACGUGCAAUCUUCAACGUGCGUUGGAGGGAACGCCAGAAUUAGCUCCAAGAGAAAUUCAACAAAUUGAUCUUCAUAAUGCCGUAAAGGAUAAUGGAGAGAGAAAAUUAUGUUCUUGCUGCCCUUUCAGCAUAAGGUGGCACAUAUAUAGUUACAUAUUUCUCUCAAUAUAUCCCCAAACACACACACAUGAGAAACAAUCAAUCAACCAAUCAAUCAUGCAAUCAGACGGAAAUGAGCAGAGCUCAAAUUACAACCGGGAUGUAACUCAAUUUUGUACGCGGCACUGGGUCGGCUAUAGAGGAGGGAUGCUGUUAAAUGGUAGCUGUGAAGCCCUACGUAAAAUGCAACACAGAUCUCAGGAGAACUUUAUGUUAUAUAAAGCACUUGGAAUGAAAAAAAAAUGCACAAAAGAAUAUCCCAAAUACUGGUAAAAAUGAAGCACUAAAUGUUGCUUAGUUUGGGGCUAUGAGGAACAUUUAUGUUGAUUAUUAACUUUGACAAUGGAUUUUGAAGGAAAAUCUAAUUUUACUGCAAAUUUUAAAGCUCAAUUUUUAUUUAAAGAACAAAUGAUUUUAUUGGAAAAUUAUUUUUCUUAAGAUUUUAAUUUUUAAAAUUAUAAUUUUUCAUCAAAUAAAUUUCUUUCAAAGGACCUUCUGUAGCUUUCUUAUUAUGCCUACAACAGUUAGUAUUGCAUUUUUACCAGUAUAAAUUGCCCUCAAGCGUGCUCAUGAUGGCACAGGGUGUGCCAUAUGAGCCACUCCGUUCUUUAAAGACUUCAGUCAAUAAUUUUUUCUCGCAUAGUUUUAUUCGCAAUAUAUUUGUUAAAUAUUUCAAACAAAAAUAAUUCGCAGUGUAAAUAGAAUUUAAUCAACAAAAAAUAUUAAUUACAGGACUUUUAAGGUUCUGUUUUUGAUUUUUUUCCCUUCUAUAUCUUUAUUACAUUUUAUGUGCCAUUUUUGAAUGAUUCUCGAGCAGCUUUUGUGGUGAAUGUGUGGAUCCUGGAAGUCACAGUUGAGGAAAUCUUUUUUUAAUAAAAGAAGAAAAUUGAAAAACUCACGUGAAGACCAACAAUUAUAUACAAAAUAUUAGUGCCAUUUUUGCAAUAAUAGCAAUGAGGAGUUUUUAAUAAAAGAAAGAAAUAAAUUUAAAAAAAAACUCUCACUCAAUAAGAAAAAUCUUCUAUGUCGCCUGUUUAAAUGUAAAAAAAAACUAAUAUGAUAAAAUAUUGAAAAAAAUAAAUAAAUGUGAGCAGCAAAAUUAAAAAUUAUUAAAUGAAAUUGCAAAAAUUAAAAAAAAGUUUUAAGAAAAAAAUAACGAUUUCUUUCGGUCUGAAAUGAGAGCGUUGGAGUCAGUAAUUAAUUGUAAAAUGGAUUUUAAAAAAAGGAAGAUAAAUGCUUAUUGUGAGAAAGAGAAAAAAAUGCAUUAGAAAUUUUUAAUAAAUGUCGGCUUUAAACCAUAUUGCAAAUUGAAUUUCCGAUUUUAUCUCCCUUCAUCGUAAAAAUGAAAGCAUAAAAUUUAUAAUUGUUAAGGUGCGUAUCAAGUACAAUUAGACAAAUAUUAAUUAUUUUCUAUAAAUAUCGUAAGAAGUUAGUUAAUGGUUGGAGGGUCUCUACAAUUUUUUUUCAGUUUAAAAAACAUUUUCUUUUCCCUUUUUUUGUUUUUGAAAUGUCAGCCAAAUUUAUUUUUGUGAUUUGGGUUAAACCUAUGGUGAGACAUUUUCUUGCAGAAUCUCUGUAUUUUUUUUUGUUUGUUUAAUUUGUAAAAAGAAAAUUUUUGUUGAUAUGUUUUUUUUUCUUAGAGCGGGGAAAAUCAAUUUUAAAAUCACAGAUUUUAAUGAGAAAGAAAUUCUAUCAAUUACAAAGGCCAAUUAAUAAAAUAAAAUAAUAAUUAGAUAAUAAUGUUAGUGAAUCUUGAUAAUGGAAGGAACUCUAAAAGCUUUGUACAUAUACGUUAAUAAGGGUAGGUCGUAGUGUAUUAUUUUUAAGGAAAUUUUAAUUAAGGAAAACUGUGUAAUAAUUCGAUUUUCUUUUGAAGAAAAUUAUGUGUACUCAAUAUGAAUGAUUUCUUAAAGAGAAUCCUUUGAAGUGGUUUUAUGGUUUGUUUUUCCUUCAUUUUCUAAUUCUUUUUUUUUAAUAAUAUUUCCACCAAACAAAACACAAUAAGCUCUGAAAAUUGAUUUAAAAAAUAUGGCUUGGAUACAUUUUGAUUGAUAAAUAGAAAAAGUCUUAAGAAAAAAAUAUGAAAAUUGAAAAAAAUCAAACCAUAAAUCACUUCAAAAGCUUGUAAAUAAUUUUUAGCGUAAUAUUUCUUGUUUUUUCUUCUUCACCAGAAAGGUCUUCAAAAUUAUAUAAAUUAAGUAUUUUUAAAAAUUCUAAAUUCUAUUUUGGUUUUAUUUGGCUUAUUUUUAAUUUUUUUGGCUUAUGAUGAUUUUUGGCAAGAAAAAAAUUAACCAUAGAAACAAUAAUAAAAAAAUGUGUUUUAAAUAUAAGAAUAGAAGGAGGAAAAAAAAUGAGGAAAAAACGUUGAAAAACGACAAAGAAAAAUCAUAGUGCGUAGCAUGUAAUAAAUGUAUGUUCAAUAUUAAGUGUGAUAAUAUGCACCAAUAGGGUUUACUAGGCCUAAAAAGUGAAAAAAAUAUUGCUAUGGUUAGUCGAGGUGAAAAUGUUCAUAAAUAAUUUUUUAUUUAGUUCUUACAAAUCAUUUAGUAAGUGAAAAUGCAAAUUUUGUAGUUAAAAAAACGCCGGAAUUAAUUUAAAUCCUAUGGAAAAACGUGGACAAAGCACAAAGAAAUCAAAUAAUGUGAUUUCUAAGCUAAGUUUAUAGUGCGAUUGGUGGAAAAAAAAGCCCAAGAAAAUCUGAGCAAAAGGCAACAAAAAAAUAUUUAUUGAAAAAAACGCUGUCUUAAGUGAUGAGAGUUCAAAAACAUAAAUAGCAAAUUAUGUUCACAAUUGCGAUAAUGAAAGAAAAAAAUUAACGAGCGAAGCUAUGAAUAUUUCAUAGAGUUUUCGUUCUAAUUUCUAAUUUUCAUUUUGAGUGCUAAAUAAAAGAAGAUUUAUUUAAUAUAUUCGUAACUAUUGAAUCACCUAUUGAAGAUAUGCAACUAUAUGUAACGGAUGUUAGAUAAAAUAAUAAUGUAUAAAAUAUAUAUUAGUGAAAAGUUUAAUGAAAAA